Messenger RNA from Rhineura floridana, 2181 nucleotides. RefSeq names its product G protein-coupled receptor 149 (gene GPR149). Lineage: Eukaryota; Metazoa; Chordata; Lepidosauria; Squamata; Rhineuridae. Gene Ontology annotation, biological process: neuropeptide signaling pathway. The record is from RefSeq and is a predicted model, not a curated record. Gene Ontology annotation, cellular component: membrane; neuron projection. The transcript has 4 exons. Gene Ontology annotation, molecular function: G protein-coupled receptor activity; neuropeptide binding. The coding region runs from base 1 to 2181 and encodes 726 amino acids.
AUGUCGGUCGCUCUUAGCAAUGUAUCCUUAAAUGGGACAAGCCACCAUGGGAUUAUGGAUAUACCCAAAGAACAAAAACCUUUGAAUCUUUUUCUUUUCUGUUUGACUUUUAUCAUCACAUUCACAACCCUUCUGGGCAGCAUUUAUUCACUGGUGUCUCUGCUGAGAACGCAGAACAAAAGUACCAUCUCCAUGCUUGUGACUUCAUUGACUCUGGAUGAUCUGAUAAGUGUGGUGCCGGUGACGAUCUUCAUGCUCAAGUAUUGGUUAAAUGAAAUGCUUCCACAGACCUUGUGCACAACUUCGGCACUGCUGUACUUAUUUCAGGGCUUUUCAAGCAAUCUGAUGGGAUCUCUUGUAGUUUCUUAUAACUUCUACAGUCUUAGCAAAAUGGGAACCAGCCAAGGAGCCACCAAGAGACCAGUAAGCAUGAUAUGGGCCGUUCUCAUGAUCUGGAUUGUCUGUUUGCUGAUCUGUAUUUUGCCUCUGUGCGGCUGGGGUUGCUAUGCCUCCACCUCUUGGGGAUGCCUUACUGACUGCGACAGCUCUUACAUUUUAUUUCUCUUUAUAAUCUACUUGCUGUGCUUCUGUCUCCUCAUUGUGCUCUCCAUUCCUCUAAUUUAUCAGUUGCUGUGCUCAGAUGAGCAGCAGCAUCUUUAUGAUGAUUAUCAUCAAAUCACCCGAGGUUAUUUCUCUCCUGGGUCACCUCCAAUUGGUGGUCAUCACACACCAGUCCUCUCUCCAGAAGACACUGUGAGUAAAACCUUGAAGCAUUUCCAAGAUGCUUGUCUGAAUGCUGACCCCAAAGUUAGACAAAGUCCAGCGGACCAUUAUGGACUGGAUCGCUACAGCACGCAAGAUGUACCAUACAAUAGCCGGAACCUCACUGUGGAAUUUGCACAGAAGCGCUUUUCGCUGAUUCUGGCUCUGACCAAAGUCACACUUUGGCUCCCAAUGAUGAUACAAAUGGUAGUUCAACACACAGUUGGAUUUCAAAGCUUUUCCUUUGAGAUAUUCAGCUUUCUGCUAACUUUGCUAGCUGUUACUGUCACCCCGGUAUUUGUCUUGUCAGAACACUGGAGCCACCUGCCUUGCGGCUGUAUCAUCAACUGCAGAAGGAAUGACUAUGCAGCAUCCUCAGAAGAAGGCAAGACCAAAAGAAGGGGCUUUGAAUUCAACCUGUCAUUUCAACAAGGCUAUGGAAUCUAUAAGAUAUCUCAUGACAACCACCAUAGUGAUGAUGGCAACUCUAUCUCAUACCACAGCUUGCUCAACUACGACUGUGAGAAUAUCAAAGAAACCCAAAAGGAUUGCAACAAAAUUGAAUUCAGCACCAUCUCCCUUGAGGACAGCUCCAUGCUUAAAGACCACACCAAGUUCAAAAAAACUGUUGGCACAGACACUAAGCAAGACCUUAACAAAGAUAAGUUCACCGAUUGCCUGCUUUCUGACAAAAUAGGAACUUAUAAAAAAGAUGAUGUCAGGAAUAUAGAGAAAUGUGCUUUUUUUGAAGGACAGGAAAGAAGGCUUUCUCAUGAGGAGGGACGAAAACCAGAACUCUCAGACUGGGAGUGGUGCAGAAGUAAAUCGGAGAGGACCCCUCGACAGCGUUCAGGUGGAGCCUUAGCUAUUCCUCUAUGUGCAUUUCAAGGGACCGUCUCUCUCCAUGCGCCCACAGGGAAAACCCUCUCUUUAUCUACAUAUGAGGUAAGCACAGAAGGACAGAAAAUAACACCUACAUCAAAGAAAAUUGAAGUGUAUCGCUCCAAGAGUGUGGGUCAUGAGCCAAACCCUGAGGAUUCUCCAACCACAUUUGCCGACACAAGUGUGAAGAUUCACUUAGAAGUGCUUGAAAUUUGUGACAACGAGGAAGCUAUGGACACAGUGUCAAUCAUCAGUAAUAUCAGCCAGUCGUCUACCCAAGUCCGUUCUCCGUCCUUGCGUUAUUCUCGGAAGGAGAACAGAUUUGUUUCAUGUGAUUUAGGGGAAACAGCUUCCUAUUCACUUUUCAUACCAUCAAACAAUCCUGACAGCGAUAUUAAUAUAUCAAUCCCUGACACUGUGGAAGCCCACAGGCAGAAUAGUAAAAAGCAACAUAUGGAGAAAGAAGGUUAUCAAGAAGAGAUACAAAUGUUAAACAAAGCAUACAGAAAAAGAGAAGAAGGCGGUGCCAACAACUAA